Molecule: messenger RNA, 964 nt
Organism: Babesia bovis T2Bo
Lineage: Eukaryota; Apicomplexa; Aconoidasida; Piroplasmida; Babesiidae
Exons: 4
Coding region: 24-962 (312 amino acids)
Source: RefSeq, a predicted model, not a curated record
GCGGACUUCAAUGGAAAGAGGACAUGAAAUAUAAUGGACAACUUAUAUACCCAAAUGUAUAUAGAAUAACACCCAAGUGUACAGAGAAGUCAAUAUAUAAAACAUUGCUGAAGGAUACCGCGAAUAAUUUCCUCAAACAAAUAGCGGAAUCACAAAUACAACAAAUAUCACCAUUCGACGCUGCAGCAGUACUCAAAAGACUACUGGAAAACGUAGAUAGUAAAGGUGUAAUAGAAAUAAGAAGGAAUCCGUAUUAUAAACCAGUGGUGACAAGAAUUUUAAACAGUGUGGAACUAUAUAGAAAGGAACUACUAUUCUACUUCCUUAACAAAUUCUAUCAACUACAUGAUACACAGGCUAUCAAACACUUGACACAGGUAUUCGUAGAGUCACAAGCAGUCUCGUUGUUGAAUCCAAACCAACUGGUGGAGUUAACCUAUUAUGCAGCACAUCAUAUACCAAAGGAAGUAAAGCAAGAAGUAGAAUACGCUGAUAUACCAAAAGAAGAGUUAGCCGUGUAUCACAAAUAUAUAAAACAGCUCCAGGGAGAAUUAGUUGCAAAGGCUGUAGAACUCAAAGAUUAUAACCUAAUAUACAAAGUGGUCAUAGCAUUGCCAAAGCUCCCGAAAACACAGUAUACAGAUGUUCUGAGUAGAGUAAUAGCAGAGAAAGUGAAACCAGCAAUUGCCAAAGGUAAAUGGGAUCAUAUGCAAUUGAAAAAAGUAAUCAACGCGCUGGAAGUAUUAGAAGCUGUUGAUGAUGAGACGCUAAGGAUAUUCAUAAGCGCUCUCGAGCUCAAACAAGAUAGUCUCAACGAUAUAGAAAUACAAGAUAUAAUACAGAUACUGGAAAAGUACCAUUUACAAGACAGUGAUCUAUACAUAUCACUAAAGGACAAAUUGGAUAUCAGCAAACGGAUGAAAGCUAGUGGGUUAAAAUGGAGGACACAAGUACGACGAUAAUA